Messenger RNA from Lodderomyces orthopsilosis Co 90-125, 1401 nucleotides. Its product is annotated as anaphase promoting complex subunit. Gene Ontology annotation, biological process: anaphase-promoting complex-dependent catabolic process; protein K11-linked ubiquitination. The transcript has a single exon. Lineage: Eukaryota; Fungi; Ascomycota; Pichiomycetes; Serinales; Debaryomycetaceae. Bases 1 to 1401 code for a protein of 466 amino acids. The record is from RefSeq and is a predicted model, not a curated record. Gene Ontology annotation, cellular component: anaphase-promoting complex.
AUGAAUUCCUCAGGAUAUUGGGAUAAUUUGAGUUUUGGAAUCACCAACUCUUCUAAUAUCACUGAGGAAACUGCUGAUCUUCUAAACCAGCAGAAUCAUUCGCAUGAACUACAGCAACAGCAAAAUCCAAGUAAUGAAGUGUUAGAAACUCAAAUGUCUGAAGCAUACCCCGAUUCAACUGAUCAAGGUACUCAGCAUGAGGUACAACUACAACCACCAUUCACACCUGAGGAGAUACGCGAUUCGAUCAGGUCCAGCUCGCUAGCUAAUGAUCAAUCAAGUAGGAUUCACCAUGCUUUUAUGCAACUGAUUGGCGAAGAUGACGAAGAUGAAGAUGAACGACUUGAAGGAUCAUUCACUAGAAUUGCCCAAAGUGGUGUCCAGUACGAGGAAGAACCGGUCAAUGUUGAUGAUGACGCUGAUGACCAACUGAUUGACCAAGACAUGAUUAGUCAUGGCACAACCUCAAGUCGUCACCCUUAUGAUGCUGUUGAUGAACAACAUACUCUGCAAAUGGAAGAUUCAUCAGUUCAACCGAGCUUGGAACAGAUACAAAGAGUUUAUUAUAUGAAGGGUUUACAAGAAGUGGAAGAUUUACAAUUGAUUGAUUUGUCACCACUUGCGACUUGGAAAUUAUCUUCAUAUAAACAAGGCUUUGGAUUGGCGCAAUUACGAGAAGAUAAUCCUGAGACGUAUUGGCAAAGUGAUGGAACUAAUGGUGGCAACAAUACCAACCCAAAUAGCUCAGCAUUAUUGAAUAAUCAUUUAGCCAAUCCUCAUUCCAUAACAAUUCAUUUUAUCAAAAAAGUGGCAUUGGAACGGAUAUCGAUAUUCACUAAUUACUCAUUAGAUGAAAGUUAUACACCUAGUAAAAUCAGAAUAAUGGCCGGGAGUAGUGAAGGAUGGGAUUUGAUUGAAGUUUGUACAGUCAAUUUCAACCAGCCGAUUGGGUGGUCGCAUAUAAUAUUCAAUGGAAUUAGAAAUGAUGGAGUUUUGAAGAGUUUUAUGGUAAAGAUAUUCAUAUUGGCUAAUCACCAAGAAGGUAAAGAUAGUCAUAUACGAGCUAUAAGGUGCUAUGGGAAGAAAAAUGUCCCGCAAAAAAUACAGCCAAUGCAAAAGGAGGCCAUGCCAAUGGAGCAUCUUGGUCAUUCAGAUUUGUUGAAAGGUUUGAGUUUAGCUAGUGGGUCAAGCAGCAUGUCUGGAAUUCUGCUGAGCUCCAGAGUAGGGUUAGACUCCAAAGAUGGUAUAGAUUUACAAGAGGGCGACGAAGAGAAUCAAGAAGAGAUAAUAUCCGAUAAGGCUGAUACUGAGACUGCGAAGAUUUUGCAAAAUGUCAAUACAAUUUUGGGUAACACUGGUUUCCAGAGCAUUGAACUCAAAAGUGUUUCAUCUAUUAGAUAA